AUGCAGUGGCUCAUCACUGGAUGCUCUAGUGGCUUGGGCCUAUCUCUGGCGCGUGCAGUACUCACACGUCCAGGUGAGAAAGUCAUUGCUACCUCCAGAAAUCCUUCGUCUUCGCCCGAAGCGGUCAACGAAAUUAUCAACCAUGAUAAGGCAGUGUGGGAGACGCUCGACGUGUCUGCACCAGAUGUCGAGAUCCAGCUUGCCAAAAUUGUAUCGAAGCAUGGAGCCAUCGAUGUCCUGGUAAACAACGCCGGCUAUGCCGCUGGUGGGGUCUUUGAGGUCACUCCGCUCGAGGCUUUGAGGCAGCAAUUUGAGACAAACUUCUUCGGAGCUGUAAGAUUGAUGCAGGCUGUCGUUCCGGGAAUGCGGACUUCCGGCAAAGGUGGUGUCAUUGUGAAUAUAUCCUCUAAUGUCUUCUGGCAACCUCUUCCGGUCAUAUCGGCAUAUUCGGCGAGCAAAUGGGCUCUUGAAGGAUUCUCGGAAGCAAUCGCUGGUGAAAUCUCCCCAUUCAACAUUAGGAUGAUUAUUGCUGAACCUGGUGGCAUGCGGACUUCAUUUCUCGAGCCCUCAAAGAUGUCGAGCUUGAAUGUGGAUCUCCCUGCGACGUACAGGGGCACUAUCGCUGAGACUUUGUACGAGAUGUUCGCUGCAAUGCAUGGAGAGCAGGCUCUCGAUCCAGAGAGAUCGGCACGUGCCCUUGUGAAAGAGGUUCUUGAGCCAACUUCCAUGAAGAAUGAUGAGACCGGAGCACCUCAAAACAUAUUGAGGCUGCAGCUCGGCAAAGAAACGGUUGGCACGAUGCAGAAGAAAAUCAUGACCUUCCAGACAGAAGCUGAAGUUUUUCAGGCGCAAGCCUUUGCAUGUGAUUUUGAUGCUUAG
Messenger RNA from Exophiala bonariae, 879 nucleotides. RefSeq lists its product as uncharacterized. The transcript has a single exon. The record is from RefSeq and is a predicted model, not a curated record. Lineage: Eukaryota; Fungi; Ascomycota; Eurotiomycetes; Chaetothyriales; Herpotrichiellaceae. The coding region runs from base 1 to 879 and encodes 292 amino acids. Gene Ontology annotation, molecular function: oxidoreductase activity.